Chiloscyllium plagiosum (whitespotted bambooshark) is the source of this 8616-nucleotide messenger RNA. NCBI's taxonomy places the organism in Eukaryota, Metazoa, Chordata, Chondrichthyes, Orectolobiformes, Hemiscylliidae. The record is from RefSeq and is a predicted model, not a curated record.
AUGGGGGAGAUGCUCAGCUAUGAGGUUACAGCACGAAUAGGGAAAAACAAGAGAAAGAAGGCCUCAGAGGAUGGCCAGAGAGAUGGCUCUUGCACAAAUGAUGAUGAGUCAGUGGACAUAGAAAAUGAGAGUGGAAGUGUGAACAGGUUUGAAGAGUACGAAUGGUGUGGGCAGAAGAGAAUACGAGCUACAACUUUAUUGGAAGGUGGCUUUCGAGGAUCUGGCUUUGUCACCUGCAGCAGUAAAGAGAACCAUGACAGUGAUGCAGAUCUUGACGUGGAUGGCGAUGACACCCUGGAAUAUGGGAAACCACAAUACACAGAGGCAGACAUUAUACCUUGUACAGGAGAAGAACCAGGUGAGGCCAAAGAGAGGGAAGCACUCCGGGGUGCUGUGCUAAAUGGCGGAACCCCAAGCAACAGAAUAACACCAGAGUUUUCCAAAUGGGCUAGUGAUGAAAUGCCUUCAACAAGUAAUGGGGAAAGUGGUAAAUUAGAGGUACAGACACAGAAGACAUGUAAAAACAGCGAGAUUGAAAAGAUAUCUGAAGAUGCAACUGUAACGACAAUUGAAGCAUUGAAAGCCCGUAUCCGUGAAUUGGAACGACAGCUAUCCCGUGGGGAUCGGUAUAAAUGUCUUAUUUGCAUGAUUGUUGAAAGGCACUGGGGAGACAGGAGGACUCCUACUCGAUGCCUCUCACAUCAAUCCAGUGUUGGCAUGUUCAUUGUGAGGAAUGCUGGCUCAGAACACUGGGGGCCAAAAAACUCUGUCCACAGUGCAACACCAUCACAUCCCCUGGAGAUCUCAGACGCGUUUAUUUGUGAAUGAGUGGGAUACAGAAAGAAAAGGCCGUGAUGAUCCUGAGGCCAAGUUAAUCACGAUGCCUCACAACAGAAAGAGGACCAUGAACAAUUGUGGGGUGGCGCCAAAAAAUGUACAAAUAUUCCAUUUUUGAUUUUCUCUUAAGUGUCUGGAAGGAGAGAAGCAGCCCAUCAAAGAGGAGAACUUGAUAAUGCUGUUUGUUGUGUUAAUAAUAAAGGAACCCCCAUCCCCCGUCCGAGUUUUAUCAGAUGAUUGAUGCCCAGAACACACACACACACAUACACACACACACACAUACACACACCUCCGUAAACCUGUUGACUGGAGCUACGUUUACCAGAAGACAUUCUGGGCUGUGCAUUGUGAAUGGACCUGUACUGUGUUCUAUUGUGGUGUUAUAGUGACAAAAAAAAGAUGAAGCACAUGUAAUAUAAAUUAUGUAUGUUUACACCAUUGAUUGUGUAUAAAUGGAAUAGACUUAUGAACAGUGCAUACUAAUAAGUCCUUAAUCAUUUUGAGAGAAAAAGUAAGAUGCAUUAAAUCUGCAGUAUUUUUUACCCUGGCUACCUAAGAUUUAAAUAUUUUGGGCAGUUGGUUAAAAAAUAAUCUGGUUUAAUGAAAGAUUUGUGAUGUAUAUUUCUCAUUCAGAUUAAAGGGACAGCUUCAGUAAUGGCUGUAAUAAUACCCAUAACUUAAAUACUAAAGGAUGUAGACAAGAUGGCUUGUCUUAGUUGUAACAAAUGGGCUACUUGUACUAGAAGCCUGACCCAUUUAAAAUAUCAGGCUGCGCAGCACCAGACUCCUGAGGGAGAACCAGGCUGACCUCUAUAUAGAGGCUAUGGCCCAAUCCCUAAGGUGAAGCUGCGUUAGUUCUUGUGGACCAGCGUUGUGCUGUGUGUCUCAGUUGUACCAGAAUAUGUAACCAGUUAUAAUGUUUGUUAUUCAUGUGAAAAGUCCUGGAAUAUACUGAAGAACUUGAAAGUAGAUUUUUGAACAGAAUGCAUUUAUUCUGUGAUUAACAGUUGCCUAUAACAAUGGCAACCCUGCCCUCUAUCAAAAUUCAUAACUAAAUUGGCUUCAUCUGCAGUUUCUGAAAAUCUUUUGAAUGUUGCCAGUUGUUAUAGUUUGUAUAGCCCAUCAUUAUAAGUCUCACAGUUUUAGUGUUGUCUUGUUAUUAAGGUAGUUGGACCUUGGUUCCUGGUUCUCUUUCAUAUUACAUUUAUGCUACAUUCUGGGACAGUCACUGAAAUGUGUAACUCGCUGUAGCCUGUGAAAUGCUUGGCUCCCAAGAAACACAUUAUCAAGGGAGUAGAAAAAUUAAAAUUUGACUUUAUUCUUUACAAAGCAUGUUGGCCAUGACAGGUACAGGCCUUAAAAGAAAUAAGAAUGAUAUGAAUUUUCUGUAGUAAUUGACCAUGAUGUAAAAAGAAUCUCUUGGCCUAAGCAGGCUACAUGGUGACCUUUAACAUAACCCUUUUGAUGUUGGUUGGACAUAGUUGCAAUUCCUUACACUUCUAUUUCCUUUCUUUUUCCCCCCUCUUUAAUAGCCAGUUGCUGUUUUGAUGUUUCCGAUCAUCCCUUGAGCACUGUAUUUUUAAAAACAAAUGUUGCCACAGUUCAUGUAAUAUGGCUUUAAUGGACAAAGCUUGAAAUAUCCAUUAACACACUGGCAUUUGCUAAUAAAAGUUCAAAGUCCUUCCAGAAUAAACUGUGGUUGUCUGUGCUAGUACAGAACCAAAUGAUUUCAUUGUAAGGCAUCUCUCAAUUUGCUCUUUGCAUGUUGCUUAUUAUUGAGGCUAUUGCUUUUGAAAAUAGAUUCAUGUGGCUUAUUAUCUUGCACAAUUAUAGCAGUGUAAAUGGAUACUGGAUUAUUAUUCAGAUGGAAGAACUAACAGCACUGUCAAAGAAAGCCAAAAUAUGGCAAAACGAUUGAAAAGAUUUUUUUGUUGAUCUGGCUAUUCCAUUGCGCAGAUUCACAGCAAUCUUUCAUAUUUGAGUGGUGGUUUGGAUCAAUCAAUGAGAAAGUCACUUUUUAGAAAUGUUUUCAUGUGAUGUGGGGGUGUCACUGGCUCGUCCAAAAUUUGUUAUAGGUCUUAAACUAUCCUGGUGGAAGUGCUGGUGGUCUGCCUUCUUGAACCACUACAGUUCAUGUGGUGUAGCUAUACCUACAGCAUUGUUCGGAAGUAAGUUCUAAGACCUUGAACUGGUGACAAUGAAAUAACAAAUCAAGAUGGCAUACGUUUUGGAAGGAAACUUGUAUGUGGUGGUGUUCACAAGCAUCUGCUUGCUUUGCCAGUGGUUGAGGUAUCGGUUUUUGAGCAAGUUAUUGAAAGAGGCAGGUGAGUUGCUGCAGUUCAUUUUAUAAAUGGUACACAUUGCUUCCACUAUGUACUGGUUGCAAAGUGAGUGAGUGUUUAAGAUAGUGGAUAGAAUGGCAAUCGAGCAGUGGAUGGCAUUGAACUUCUUCAGUACUUUUGGAGCAGCACUCAUCCAGGAAGGUGUGGAGUAUUCUAUUACACUUCUGACCUGUGUCUUAUAGAUGAUGCUCAGGCUUUGGGGUCGGGGGUUGAUUACUUAUCACAGCGUUCCCAACCUCUGAUGUGUUCUUGUAGCCAUACUGUUUAUAUAACUAAUCCUGUUAUGUCAUUGAACAUCAUGAUUAGAUUCUUUAGAUGGCCGUUACCUAGCAAUUCUGUGGUGUGAAUGUUACUUGCCAGUUAUUAGACCAAGUCUGAAUUUUGUUUGGGUCUUCUUGCAAGCUGAGAUAGCAUGUUUCAGUGUUCAAGGAGCUCGAAAUGCUGCUGAACAUGGUGAAGUCAGCAACGAAAAUGCACACUUCUGAAUUUAUGAUGGAGGAAAAGUUGAAUAGAAGAUCCAUCUUGGCCUCCUGAAGUGCCCAGCAUCACAGAUGCCUAUCUUCAGUCAAUUUUAUUAACUACUUGUGAUAUCAAGAAACAGCUGAAGGAACUGAAUACUGCAAGGGCUAUGCACUCAUGACACCCUGACAAUAAUACCGAAGACCUGGUCCCUAAAACCAGCAGUUCUCUCAGCCAAACUGUUUCAGAACAGCUACACCACUUCCAAAUAUGUGAUAAUACAGAACGUUGCCAGCGUAUGUUCCAGCCACAAAAGGCAGGACAAAUCCAACCUAGCCAGUUAUCACCACAUCAGUCUACCCUCACUUUCCGUUACUCUGCUGAAAGUUAUUAUCAACAAUGCUAUAAUGCAGCAGUUCCACAGCAAUAACAUUCCCAUUGACACUUAGUUUGAGUUUUGUCAGUACGACAGACCCCCGACCUCAUUCUAGCCUUAGUUCAUAAAUGGACAAAAUAGCUGAACUCAUGGGGAGACAAAGGUGCUGCAGAUGGCAUUAAGAGAGCAUUUGACUAGAGCGUGAUAUGAAGGAGUCUUAAAAACUGAAGACAAUGGGAAUAAGGGAGAAAGCUCUUCACUGUUUGGGGCCAGAUCUAGUCAAGUACAUUACUCCUAGUUUUGAUUGUUAAGAAUAAAGUAUUGAAUAAUUCCAUUGGUCUUGAACUAAUAAUAACUGUCUUGAUAACUUGCACUUAAUGUGCUACCAAUUUACAACUUUCCAGGGCUAUCCACCUAACUCUUAGCAAGUAUCAUGGCCAAUGACCUCAAAUUCUGGAAGAAAGAAAAAAGAAAUACCAGCUUUGCAGUUAACCUUGAUGCCUUUGGUGUUGUGAAACUUGGGUCAUGUAAUGAGCUAAUCAGUUAAUAUUAGAUCUGAUAGUGAGCCACUUGAGGUAAAAGUUUAAUAGAUGGUUCUCUGCCUUAGAAGUGUACUGUCAGGGCAGUACUCAAUGGAGGGCAGUGAUUUGCAUUUGAAUGAAUCUUGUUUCUUUUUGUGAAGGAGUUGAAAUCCCUAAUGGCUAUGCUAACUCAGCAGCACCAACACACAUGUACGAGAUAUUAAAUAAUCACUUUCAUCUACGUUGGUUCCUGGCACAUGUUUGGCCUUCAGCUUUAGCAUUUUGCUAUUUUGCCAAAACGGAAGUGGUUUCUUGUUAUUUUCUUCCAUGAAGUACAAGGAAUUAAAGUAUUUAUUUUAGACUAAAGUCAUAACGGGAAACGUUCUGUUAAGUUCUUUGUUGAGUUUCAUUUGUGAAAAGUCUUGUUACUUUAUAGUUCUCAUUGUGAAGGGCAGAUUAAGUGAACGAUGUAUUGACCAAAAUUGCACAUGAACGCUUGAGUUUUUUCCAUCUUUCCGCCCGAUCUAAUUUUUUUAUAAUAAUCUAUGAGAAAAUAAGUGAUAGUAACUGAUAAGUGAAAAAUCAUCCUAUAAUUGUCCCCCAUCCCUGCAAUAAGGAAACUGUUCCAUUCUUUUUGGUGUAUAUUCUUGCCAACCCAGUUGUGAUCAAUAACUACCAUUUGAGGAGAUUCAAGCUGCUCGAGUCUAAUUGCUGCAUUCACCCCCUUUUGUUUAAAAAAAAAGUUGUUCUCAUGUAAUUGUGACAAAAUGAGUCAUGUCUUGGUAUUUUUCAAUUGGUUGAGAGCAAAUUACAUUUGACUCCUGAUAUGGCCAGCUUUAAUUUCUUGUGACAUUCUGAUUUCAGAAUAAAUAUUAUGAGCAUUCAUGAGACAACUUGAUCAUCUCGUGUUCAGUGCAUGGAAGAUGUUUCUUGUAUUCAAUCCUCAGGAUCUACUUCGACUUAUCUGUAGCCUAUGAUUUUUUAAAAAUAAAGACAAGUGGUUAUAAAUUGAAUACUAGUGUGUGUGUGAAGGGAAUGCACUCACUAAUUUUCUUUUCCCUGUAUGCUGUUCCUACAUCAUUUUCAUUCUAUUUUGUUGUUACUUAGCAAGUGUUUAUCUUUUGCAAAUAUACAUCUGAUCUACAUUAUGCAUAGUGACACUGCUCAGAAAAACCCACUGAAUCCUAUACUGCUUAAGUAGAGAGAUUUUGAAUUUCUUUUUCAGACGUCAAUGUAAAACAUCCACUUCAAAACUCGAAUGUAUACACACAACUGGAGCCUGUUGUGUCCCCAGCAUCUUUUCUAGCCAGAUGGGAUGUGCUGGUGGUGUUUAUAGUAUACCUCUCAUAAUCCUUUUCACUGGUGGUCGCAAUCAGUAUUCGAGAGAUUUGAUUCAAAUGAGCAAAGAAGAGGGAUUUGAUGGAAUUAGUUCCUCAUUAGCAUCAUAUUUCUGAAGAACUGCUUAACUUCCCUAUAAUGCUCUAUUCACUGCCAGACUUGUAAUCAACCAACUGAAGCAAGUGAUUUUAAGAGGCUGGCACCCUUUGGAGUUAACGUGAUAAACCUGGUUGGGAGUUAAGUGCUCACUUGUUCAGUGUAUUGACCUACCUUGAUUUCAGCUGUCAGCUGUUUCUUCAUUUCCGCACUCCAAUCUCAUUAACCCCUCCCAAAAAGAAACAAUUUCCUUGUUCACACAAUAAUACUUUUUUAACGGGUUGUUUACAACUCUCUUGAACAGAGUGAAAUAAGUUCACUCCUUAUAUCUCUAAUGUGUCAAAUGCACAAUAGCAAGUCUUUGAAUCAGAAUCCCAGUCUGUACAGAUGGAGGAUGAAAACAAAUUGAUGCCACCACCCAGACAGUCUUUGUUGCCUGGAUGCACAUGAUGUUUAUCAAAGGCAGAUUAAUGUGGAGCUGUGUUUCGUGCUGCUCAUCCAUGCAGUUCCUCUAACAGUGAAACUGAAGCUGGUGACAUUGGUGUGUGAACACAGAACAUUUAACUUCAAAGUUGGCUUCUGUGAAUUUUGUAAUAAAAAUAGAAAAUGCUGCAAAUAAUAGGUCAAGCAACAUUUGUGAAGUUAGACAUGCUAACCUUUCAGGUGAAUGAGCUUUAGUUAGAAGUGAAACAUGUUAGAAAUCUUACGGUUUUAAACAAGAAUAGGAGAGGGAAGACAAAAGGGGAAGUCUGUCAUAAUACAGAAGGCAGGAGAGAUUAAAUGACGAGGAAUGAUGGUAAAAAGUAAAAAUAAAGGGGAAGAGUAAAGAAAAGAUCAGUCUAUGGGAGGUAUAAAUAAAAAAGGCAGAAUUAUCAGAAUUGUUCCAAGAAAAAAGGGGCAAUUGUUAUGAUCCUGUAUAGGCCAUCCAUAACAUCGUUGCAUUGGGUAGACCGGGCACAAAUUGAGUGAUCACUUUGCAGAACACCUUGUUAGUCCACAAGUACGGCCCAAACCUUCAGGUCUUCUGCUACUUUAAUUAUUUGUUGCAUUCCCAUUCAGGCCUCUUGCUUCGAAGCCUUCUCUUUGUCACCAGAUUCUUACACUGUCCCAAUGAAGCUCAAUACAGCUUGAGGAACAGCAAAUUAUCCUUCACCUAUGCAUUCUGCAGAUUUUUAUACUUCAACUGAAUUAAUCAAUUUUAGAUCAAAUGUCCCAUUAUUUAGUGUUGAUUCUAUUCCCAUUCACACCUCUCUUAGAUUCUUUUGUCUCUUGUUCCCGUAUCAUCUUCCAUGUUGUACCAUCAACCCUUAACCAUUUCAUCUCUCCUGCCUUCUACCCAUAUCAGACUUGUCUUUUCUGUUUUCCCUGCCUGUUUUUGUCUCUGUGCGUGCUUAAAUUACAUAUCAAACGUUUUCAAAAAUAUUCCUGUUUGCCAACAUCUGCAAUAUUUUGCCUUUAUUAUGAUUUUUGAAUUUCAGAAUGAAAGUUAUUUGCAAUUAAAAGAAAUCAUAGUUCAUUGCAAAGGAAUUUUAAUCAGACUGUAUAUCCAUCUCUGUUUGCAUUCAUUAUUUUAAUGUUUGUAAAGGUUGUAGGCUGCUAAUGGUCUUUUCUAUCCUCUUAAGUCUUUGGAAACAUAUCCAUGCCCCCCUUGUAAUUGUGUAUUUUCUUGCAUCAUUAUCUGUUUUGAUCACAAUUGUAACUUGAUUUACAGAAAGCUGUUUUAACCACUGGGAAAAAUAGAUAAUAUUCUCAUAUUUCCUUUUGUCAUCCAAUAACUCCAUGUACUACCCAAAAUCAACAAAGGGGAGAAUUGUUCAAAAUAAAUGAAAGGGUCUCGAAGGAAAAUUUCUGUUGCAAAAAUGAAGUGCCACACCAUUUCUCGACAUGUUUGGCUGCCCCACCCUUCCAAUUUUGAAGGAUUUUUUUGGAUCCACAACAAAUUGUUUAAACUAUGAUUUGGCUUGCCAUCCCAAUUUAUCCUCAAUCAAGAGAAGAUGCUUGCUCUGUAUCAUCUUUGCUGUGAAUUCCCUUCUUGAGAGCAAUUGAGGUGGGAAAUGAGUUAUUAGGGCCUCACAGGGAUUGUCUGUCUACCUAAUCCUAUGUAUUCCACUGGGUUGUGUUGUAUUACUGGUUUACCUCAAAAACAACAGUUAAGUUUGAUUCAUGUUUAAUAUUGGAAUUUUGAUUAAUUGAGUAAUUUUCUAAUUAAAUCUUGGAACGUCAGCCAGUGGUGAGUUCAAAUAGCUCACAAUGUAACAGCCUAUAAAUAAUGAGGAUUCUGGUAGAUCUAACAAUAAAAGUAAACCGUGGAAUGAACAAAAUAAGGCCAAAGAUAUAACAAGUUAAAACUGCAUUUUUAUGAGUGUGUUUCCUACCCACUACUGAACUGAACAGUUAAACAGCAGGACUGCAUUGUGGGUAAGAAAAGGAUACUGUAAGGUUGAGUGAUUUAACCACCUUCUGUCUGGUUUGCAAUGUUAAGUUGUUGCAUUCUGUGCUUGACGUUGGCAUAGACCAAAAGACUUUUAUUGUAGAAUUUGCGCUUUGUGUCUCUGUGUGAAGCCUGUACCUUAAAGUAUUGGAUUUCUGCGUCUUGCUGUUGAAAUACUUGUAAAGAGAAUAAUAAAUUUUUUUGUAACUCACCAUA